AUGUCUGCGUCUGGUCUUGUCCAAGCCACGUCACCUGCCCAAGGUGUCAGGCUCAUCACCUUCACUAGGCCCGAGAAGCGGAACGCCCUUUCCCGACAGCUUCUCGACGAGUUCCUUGUUGAGCUGGAGGCGGCCUCAACAGAUCCGGCAGUUAAAGCCAUCGUCAUAACCGGCACCGGGACCUUCUUUUCAGCCGGCGCCGAUCUCAAAGACAUUGCCGACCUUGACUCCGCUGGUGCCCGAUCAUGUCGAUACCUGGAGAAUUUGUGCGUCGGCAUGACCGCUGUUCGCAAACCAUUGAUCGCAGCCGUCAAUGGACCAGCGCUUGGCGGCGGAUUCGAGGUGGCCUUGAUGUGUGACCUGAUUUUCGCCGCAAAGUCUGCAUAUUUCGCGCUUCCAGAAACGAAACGCGGACUUAUCCCCGGUGCGGGUGGCACCCAGCGAUUAACCGCUGCGGUUGGCAAGUUUCGAGCUAUGCGAACCAUUCUUACGGGCAAACCAAUUACGAGCGAGGAGGCAUUGUCAUGGGGCCUGUUAUGCGAGCUCAUGGAAGACGGUGUCUUGCUCCAGCAAACCAUUGUAGCCGCGACGGCGCUGACGACGCAUGGGGCAGAGGCGCUUGAAUUGGCCAAGGAGGCCAUCUGCAGAGCCGACGGCUUAUGCAGAGACGACCUAUUUGAACGACAGCUGUACUACACCACGUUCGGCACGGAAGAGAAGCGGAAGGGUGUGGAUGAGUUCCUGGCCAAGCGGGGCCGUUAA
Molecule: messenger RNA, 762 nt
Organism: Metarhizium brunneum ARSEF 3297
Lineage: Eukaryota; Fungi; Ascomycota; Sordariomycetes; Hypocreales; Clavicipitaceae
Biological process (GO): fatty acid beta-oxidation
Cellular component (GO): mitochondrion
Molecular function (GO): enoyl-CoA hydratase activity
Source: RefSeq, a predicted model, not a curated record